AACACAACACUAGCUGGUCGACGCCAUUUCUUUCAUUUUAUCCAAUUUGUCUUCGUGUGAUUUUGAAAUUGAAGUGCAGAAAUAAAUACCUUAACUCAGUGGAUAUUAUUAGAAAGCUGCUUAAAAUAACGUCACGCAAUGUCGGACCAAAAGCGUUUACUGAAAGACUUGCGAGUUAUAGAUUUGCGCUCCGAGUUAGAGAAGCGUAACCUAGACAAGAGCGGUGUACGCGGUGUGCUCAUACAACGCUUGACAAAGUAUUUGGAAGAUCAAGGUGAGGACCCCACCACGUAUAAAUUUGAACUCGCUGUGGAAUCUAAGACUCCGUCGAAAAAGACACGCCGUUCAGUAGAGCAGGAAUCUGAAGAGACACCGGCCAUGGAAGAUAUGAUUGUGCAAGAUGAUGCGGGUGAAGAAGAGGACAACGAUCAAACUGAAAGACAUCAAGACAAGCAGGACGAAAAGCCAUCAGAAGAAAAAAUGGAAGUUGAUAUGAAAUCACCACGGAAACGGGAAAUGAAAGAUGACUCUGAGGUUAUAGCAGCUAAAAAACCUUGUUUGGAAAAUGAGAAAAGUGAAGAUGAUCAAAAAGGUGAAAAUAAUACAGAUGCUGAAGACAGUAUCAACUUGGAUCUUGGUGAAGAUGAGCUUCUCAAUGAAGAGACUGACAAUGCUUCAAAAGACCAUCAAAUUGAUGAUGCAGAGCUCCACGAGUCUGGCGAGGCCGCCGGCGACGACUCUACGCCUGCGGACGUCGACGCAGCAACGGACGCGGCGCCCGGUGAUAAUGAACAGCAAGUAAACAGCGACGCCCCUGCCACUAGCAAUGAUGAGGACAAAAACGAUAAAGCACAAAAAGAUGACAAAGAAAAAGAGAAUGAAGGUGAUAAGAAGGACAAAAAGGAUGAUGGCAAGGAGGGUGGCGCGCGCAACCUUUGGGUCAGCGGUCUUUCGGGCGACACUCGCGCCAAGGACCUGAAGCAACUGUGCAGCAAACAUGGAAAGGUAAUUGGAGCUAAAGUGGUGACCAAUGCAAGAACCCCAGGAUCUAGGUGCUAUGGGUAUGUCACUAUGGCGAGCCCGCAAGAUGCCGAAAACUGCAUCAAAAACCUUCAUAGGACCGAAUUGCACGGACGCAUGAUUUCCGUGGAGAAAGCCAAAUCAGAAUCGGAAUCGUCAUCGCGCCGUCAGCCCUCGCGAUCCGACCGGCGCUCGAGCAGGGACCGCAAAGAAGACUCAAAAGAUAGCGAGGAGGGGAAGGAUGGAGAAAGGGUUGGAGAAAAAACCAAGAAAGAUGGUGAGGCUUCUGGGGAUGAAAAUGGCAGAGCUACCUCAAGGACGAGGGAGAAGUCGCAUAGGUCCGAUAAAGACAGACCUAGACGCAGUACCAGGAGUCGAGAACGUAGACGAUCACCUAGGGAGGUGCUGUCCUUUUCUAAAAUAUGGAAGGAGCGCGACGUGGCGCGCGCGCGGGAGAGGUCGCGGGCAGCGCGCGAGGAGGAGCGACGACGACGCGCGGCCGAGGAGACGCUGCGCGAGCGCGAGCGCCGCCAGCGGCAGGAGAAGCACCGCCUCGAGCUCGAGCGCGAGAAGCUGCGCGCUGAGAGAGAAAAAAUUGAACGUGAAAAGAAUGAACUGCUCCGUUUGGAACGCGAGAGGCACAGGCUCGAGAGGGAAAAGUUGGAGCUGGAGAGGCUGGAGUUGAAGAGAGCUCAACUCAGACUAGAAGAGGAGCGGCGCAAGCGCGGCUACGAAGGCACGACCGCGUACCGCAAGGCUGGCAGCCCGCCGCCCGACGCCGCCUACGACCGCGACACUCGCCACAAGCGCCCGCCCCCGCCCAACAUGUCGUCGCGCAGUCAGUUCGAGGCGCCGCCGCCGCCGCGCUUCGAGGCGGCGUACGAGCGCGCGGACAAGCGCGAGCGCGACCGCGACUACAAGCGCGACUAUCCCCGCCACGUCUCCUCUAGCAACAUGAAGUACCCCAGCAACGGUAACACAAACGACGACAGUCGGCAACCGAUGCCGCCCGGUACCAGACCUAAAGAACCUGGACGGUCGUACUCCCCGCGAGAGCCGCGCUACCGCGCGUCGCCGCCCGCCAAGCCCGAGCGCGCCUGGAGCGCCUCCGGCCGCUACGUCGACGUCGCGCAGCUCUCCAAGGGCAGCGGCAGCGGCAGCGGCAGUGGGGGCGGCGAGGCGUGGUCGGGGUACGGGUACGAGGCGCGCUACCCGCCGCAGUACCAGCCGCCGCCGCCCGGCGCCGCCUACCCCGACCGCUACCCGCAGCGAGAUUACACGCGCAAGUACUAAUAAUGACUAUAACUAAGAUUGGACACUGGCAUAAUUUAAUUGGCUAAGAAAAUUAUAUUAGUACAUAUAUAUUUUCGACAAAUGUAAGUAUUACCUAAAAUAGGUAUAUAAACAAUGUUAUCAUAAUUAUUUAUGAUGUAUCUGAAAUAUAUAAAGGUGUCUGUUGUAUUUAUUAAUCAUACUAAUAUCUCCAGCCCAUAAAAAUCAUUCCUCUAUUGAUUUUAAGACUUGCUGUCAACAUUUAUUUUUACAAUAAUUGUGAAAAAUCUUCAUUAAUUUCUAAUUCUUUAAGUCAGUGAUUUUAGCAUUUAUACAGCAUAGUUUUGUUUUUCGCCAGCUUCUUUUGUCAUUUGGUUUGCAUGUUCUUAUGCAUUCUUCAAAUAAAAAAAUAUUAUAAUUAUGUAUUCAUUUAAAUAUAAUGGAGAAGUGUGUAACUGCCAUUGUGUACAUUUUUAUUUAAGAUUUAUUUUAGGUGUAAUUAAGUUGUUGAUAAAAUAAAGACAUUACAAGACAAA
This is a messenger RNA of Plodia interpunctella (Indianmeal moth), 2828 nucleotides long. Its product is annotated as SAFB-like transcription modulator. NCBI's taxonomy places the organism in Eukaryota, Metazoa, Arthropoda, Insecta, Lepidoptera, Pyralidae. The record is from RefSeq and is a predicted model, not a curated record. Gene Ontology annotation, biological process: regulation of mRNA processing; regulation of transcription by RNA polymerase II. The transcript has 18 exons. Gene Ontology annotation, cellular component: nucleus. Gene Ontology annotation, molecular function: RNA binding; sequence-specific DNA binding. Bases 139 to 2313 code for a protein of 724 amino acids.